Molecule: messenger RNA, 1734 nt
Organism: Pelmatolapia mariae (spotted tilapia)
Lineage: Eukaryota; Metazoa; Chordata; Actinopteri; Cichliformes; Cichlidae
Gene: dnajb6a
Product: DnaJ heat shock protein family (Hsp40) member B6a
Exons: 8
Coding region: 209-1015 (268 amino acids)
Molecular function (GO): Hsp70 protein binding
Source: RefSeq, a predicted model, not a curated record
ACGCGAGGCGGGGAAGAAGAAAGAAACAGGACGUUGUGUUAAAUCUGUGAAUGUGCAGAUUGCUGAAGAUGAAUAAACCUCUUUAGUUUCUGUCACGUUCCAAUUAUCAGACCGUGUGUCUGUUCGACAAACCGACUGAGAGUACAGACAGCUGAUCCUCCGCUGGGUUCACCGGGCUUUCUGAAGUUUCUCCAGUCAUCCACUCAUCAUGGUGGAGUACUACCAGGUUUUAGGAGUACGGAAGGAUGCGUCUGCAGAUGACAUAAAGAAAGCGUACAGAAAGCUGGCCCUGAGGUGGCACCCAGAUAAAAACCCAGAGAACAAAGAGGAGGCUGAGAAGAAGUUCAAGGAGUUGUCAGAGGCUUAUGAAGUCCUGUCUGAUGCAAACAAGAGGAGUAUAUAUGAUCGUUAUGGCAAAGAGGGGCUGACAGGGAGCAAUGGUGGAAGAGGGCCGCACUUCCACAAUGGAGAGCAUUUCCAUGAACCUUUCACGUUCCGUAACCCAGAAGAUGUUUUCAGGGAAUUCUUUGGUGCCAGAGACCCAUUUGCAGACUUUUUUGGUGCAGAUCCAUUUAGUGAUGACCCGUUUUUUGGUAGUGGCCGGCGGCACCAAAGCCGGGCAAGUCGUAGCCGGACAGGUGGCUCUUUUUUGGGGGGCUUUGGUUUCCCAGCCUUCGGUGCCGGCUUCUCCCCUUUUGACCCAGCCUUUGGUUCUUUUGGCUCCAUGAGCACCGUGGGUCAUAUCGGUCACAUGGGUCACAUGACAACAAUGGGCAGUAUGGGAGGUGGCGGCUUCACCUCUUUCUCAUCAACCUCUUUUGGAGGAGGAGGCGGAGGAAGCAUGGGCAACUUUCGCUCUGUGUCUACCUCCACCAAGACCAUCAACGGCAGGAAGAUCACUACUAAAAGAAUUGUAGAGAACGGUCAGGAGAGAGUUGAGGUGGAAGAGGACGGCCGGCUACGCUCAUUAACCAUUAAUGGCAAAGAGCAGCUGCUGCGACUGGAACACAAGUGAAGACACGCAAACAUCCUCCACUGGAGAAGUGUUACCUCAGUACCGAGAUCCCAAUAAAACUUGAGCUCACAGUGGAAUAAACAAAGCAACAAAACGAUGUAAUAAUAGCUGUGUUUCAUUAGUUGGUUACUUAUGUUGUGCUGUUCCAUUCAUGUCCUUCCCCUGCUGACUCUCAUUUGUUAACCAACACUUUGACUCCAAGGGUUUUCUAUGCAUUUAGUUGUUGUCUAUGAAUCGAAGCCGUCCUUUAUUUUUGCUCAGGGUGGUGUUAUUUUAACGUUUGGGACCACAGUAUUGUUUUGAUGUUCUGAUAUGACCUUCCCCAUUUCAGUACUUUGAGCUUCGCGUCAUUCACAACGAGGCGUGACUUUGCUCUUUCAUCUGAAUCGAAAAAAAAUUUCUUUUCAUUUUGAAAACGUGGGUAAAAAGUUUCUAUCCCAGCACCCCACGUUUAUUGCUUGUCUAACCGAUUCUUAAUAUUUAUUUAUUUUUAUUAAAAACACAAUGCUGGUAGGAUGUGUUUUGCAAUUUUAUAUGUUCUAAUACCUGUGUGUUUCUGUUUAUUUAAUGAUGCAUGUAUACCUGUUGAUGUCAAGUCUUAAUGUCAAAGCUUUUGAUGGAAGGCGUUCCAUAAAUGACAAAUGAAUAUGGAAGGAAUUUUGUGUACUUUGUAAACCAAUAAAUCUUGAGUUUCAUCCUGUUUUCAGGAUGUUGAAAUA